AUGAUUUCCACAUUUCUCAUGAUGAAGCAUAUGAAGGCAUUUCCCUGGAUGCUAUCAGAUGAGCAUUACGAGAUGUUAUUACAAUCAAUCAAAGAGAUCAUUGACAAGGAGAUUAAUCCCUUUGUGGACAAGUGGGAAGAAGAAGGACAGUUCCCAGCACACAAAGUGUUUAAAACCCUGGGACAGGCUGGAUUCCUUGGUGUGGAUAAGCCAACAGAAUAUGGCGGCAUGGGCUUGGACUUCUCCUAUAGCAUUGCAGUGGCAGAAGAGCUGGGAAAUAUCCGCUGUGGAGGUGUUCCUAUGGCUAUUGGAGUGCAAGCUGGCAUGGCUACUCCUGCUCUUACAAGGUUUGGUUCUGAUGAGUUGAAAAAACAGUUUCUUGCACCAACUAUAGCUGGAGAUUUUGUGGCUUGCUUGGGAGUCAGUGAAGCUGGAGCUGGGUCAGAUGUCGCAAGUAUCAAGACAACAGCUGUGAGAAAAGGCGAUGAGUAUGUCAUAAAUGGUGGUAAGAUGUGGACUACGUCCGGGUGCCAAGCAGACUGGAUGUGCCUGCUGGCAAACACCAGUGAAGGACCUCCCCAUCGAAAUAAGUCUCUCAUAUGUCUGCCAAUGAAUCUACCUGGCAUUCAUGUUGCUAAAAAGAUAGACAAACUGGGCAUGAGGUCAUCGGACACAGCUCAGAUCUUUUUUGAAGACGUAAAGGUCCCCAGGAAAAACCUCAUCGGUGAGGAAGGAAAGGGUUUUACAUACCAGAUGUUGCAAUUCCAAGAAGAGCGGCUGUGGGGAGUAGCCACUGUACUGACGCCGCUGGAAACUAUAAUAGAAGAAACUAUUGACUACGCUCGCCAGCGGACAGUGUUUGACCGUCCCGUCCUGCACAACCAAGCCGUGCACUUCCGCCUGGCCGAGCUGGCAACCGAAGUGGAGCUCCUUCGCUCGCUGCUGUACCGCACCGUUGCUCUCUAUGUGGAAGGCAACGAUGUGACGAAAUUUGCUUCCAUGGCUAAGCUAAAGGCAGGUCGUCUGGCCCGUGAAGUGACUGAUAGCUGUCUCCAGUUUUGGGGAGGAAUGGGAUUCACCAGCGAGGUUUUGGUGAGCAGGCUUUACAGAGACUUGAGAUUAAUGUCCAUAGGAGGUGGUACAGAUGAAACCAUGCUUUCCAUCAUAUGCAAAUACAUGGAAACACUUCCAAGCAAGUGAUGCAUCUCCACUUUUCCUUGGAAAGUAAGAAAGCAAGAGCAUGGCUUGUACUGCACACUGCAGG
Molecule: messenger RNA, 1264 nt
Organism: Opisthocomus hoazin
Lineage: Eukaryota; Metazoa; Chordata; Aves; Opisthocomiformes; Opisthocomidae
Source: RefSeq, a predicted model, not a curated record